Messenger RNA from Meloidogyne enterolobii, 614 nucleotides. The record is from the annotation of a GenBank genome assembly. Lineage: Eukaryota; Metazoa; Nematoda; Chromadorea; Rhabditida; Meloidogynidae.
CGAAAUUACACAAAAAGGAAAUCAAGAAGGAUAUUAAGGAAAAGAAUUUGUUAGUGGAUUUUGAAAAGGAAGCUGAUUUUGAUCUUCCCAUGAAUUUAUUUGAAGAAAAGGCUGAAAAUAAAUUUAAAGAGGAAAGUGGUAUUUCUGAAAAAGAUUUGGAUAUAGGGUUAUUGGAAGAUUUUGGAAAAGAACAAUUUUGUGAAUUGGAUAAAGAACUUGUAUGUCCCUUAGAUGGAAAACAAGAAUUGGCAUCUGUUGAAGUUCCUAUUCGAGCAGAAUGCUGCGUUUUUCAUGAAAUCUCUUAUGAAGAUAUUCUUGUUUCUUAUAAAGAAAUUAAGGAAGAAAUUGUAUGUUCUGAAAGUGAAGAAUGUUUUGAUUUGGAAAAAGUAGAAGAAUUUGUUGAUUUGAAUGAAUUUGGAAGAGAAGAAUGUGAUUUGGAAGAAUUAGGUAAAAAGGAUUUUGAUUUGAAAGAAAUUAUGGAAGAAAAAGAUGAUGAACAAGGGAUUUUGGAAUUUAAAUUGGAAGUGUUUGAGAAGGAUCCUGAAAAGGAAAUCCUCCCGACAAGAGACAAAUUGGAGAUUUUGGAAGAAAAUCAAGAAUUUUGGCAAAGAUAA